AGACAGAGAAUUCCCGUUCUAGAAGUAGUUAGUACUUUUCGUAUGAGACCCGCAGUGAAUCGUGCCGCGCGGCUUUUUCAAGUGAAAAGGCCAGCUAAAAUCGUCGUUGUCGUCGUCAGAGAACUUGGAUUAUAAACGAUGUGAAAUUGCUUGCUUAAGAUACAAGUUAUUUAGGCAGUUGACGCGAUGCUAGCAGUGAGGAGUUUGAAUAAGUUUUCGCAGAGUAGCACGUUCUUUUUCCAUAAACUCAUUCCGGUAAUGGCAAAUUUGGAGGAACCACAAGGUGUUACCAAACCCUCAAGCAUUGGAGCUGAUACACUCAAGAGGUGCGAGGACAUAGGAGAAGCAUCCUUAUGGAGAAAACAAAAAAGGAUCACGUUUCAAGGAGAUACCGUAAAUGGGGCACUUGCAAGCCGGGGUUGGAAUUAUCAGUCACUUGGUAAUGCUCGCGAUGCUUGGUGUUUGGUAAAUCGUCAUUAUAGCUCCCAUUGCAAUGAUAAGUGCACAGGGGAGCUUUCUAAUAAGUUUCUUAGAAGUAUUCCAGAAUAUAUAAAUAUAGUGGAAGUUGGUCCUAGGGAUGGACUGCAAAAUGAGAAGCAAAUCGUGCCUACUUCUGUAAAGGUCGAGUUGAUAAAAAUGCUAGUUUCCUCAGGGUUGCCCAUUGUUGAGGCCACGAGUUUUGUUUCACCGAAAUGGGUACCACAGCUAGCAGAUGCCAAGGAUGUAAUGGAAGCAAUUCAGAAUGUUGAAGGGGCUAGAUUUCCUGUCUUAACUCCUAAUGUUAAAGGUUUUGAAGCAGCUGUUGCAGCUGGAGCCAAGGAAGUGGCCGUCUUUGCUGCAGCAUCUGAAUCUUUUUCAAAAUCCAAUAUCAACUGUAGCAUCGAAGAGAGUCUUACUCGUUACCGCGAUGUUGCCCUCGCUGCUGGCAAGCUCUCAUUUCCUGUUCGUGGAUAUAUAUCAUGUGUUGUGGGGUGUCCAAUGGAAGGAAUGGUAGCUCCAGCUAAAGUAGCAUAUGUGGCUAGAGAACUUUAUGAUAUGGGUUGCUCUGAAAUAGCACUUGGUGAUACAAUCGGUGUUGGUACCCCAGGUACUGUCAUUCCAAUGCUUGAAGCUGUUAUGGGUUUUGUCCCAGUUGAUAAACUUGCUGUCCACUUUCAUGACACUUAUGGCCAAGCUCUGUCAAAUAUACUCGUAUCCCUCCAGAUGGGAAUCAGCACAGUCGAUUCAUCAGUUUCUGGUCUUGGGGGCUGCCCAUAUGCCAAGGGUGCAUCUGGAAAUGUUGCAACUGAGGAUGUUGUGUACAUGCUAGAUGGGCUUGGUGUGAAGACAAAUGUGAAUCUUGGUAAGCUCAUGUUGGCUGGGGAAUUUAUCUCUAAGCAUCUGGGACGCCCAUCUGGCUCAAAGGCCGCAAUUGCCUUGAGUAAAGUCACAGCUCGCGCCUCCAAGCUAUGAGGUACUAGCUCUAGACCAAUUUACACCUGCAUCUUCCCAUUCUUUAGACAAGUCUCUGAGCACGCAUCCUACUCUUUUAUAAAUGAAGUGUGCAAUACUUACAUAGCUCAUGACUGUAUUUAGUAUUACUAAAAAAAAAAAUACUAAAAAAAAGAUACAAAAAAAAAAAAAGAAAAGAAAAUCAGUGUGGAGAAGUGCAUAUUCAAGCACGAAAAGCUUGUAAUAAUCAGCUCAACUCAAAGAUGUUCAAAAUUUCAAGCACGAAAUAAGUGUACUGGAGCUUUUUACUCCAAAAUGUGACUGUGGGUGUUGACCAGCCCCAUGUAUUAUAUUGUUAUGGGUACCAUACAAAAAAAAAUUCUUGUCGCAA
This is a messenger RNA of Juglans regia (Persian walnut), 1822 nucleotides long. Its product is annotated as hydroxymethylglutaryl-CoA lyase, mitochondrial-like. Gene Ontology annotation, molecular function: hydroxymethylglutaryl-CoA lyase activity. Bases 187 to 1452 code for a protein of 421 amino acids. NCBI's taxonomy places the organism in Eukaryota, Viridiplantae, Streptophyta, Magnoliopsida, Fagales, Juglandaceae. The transcript is spliced from 9 exons. The record is from RefSeq and is a predicted model, not a curated record. Gene Ontology annotation, biological process: ketone body biosynthetic process; L-leucine catabolic process.